AGAAGGGUCGGCUGCCCAAAACACAAGUCACUGCAGUAACAGAGAGCUCAGAUGGGACCAAAACGUUGUUGAAUGUUAGUGCGAAACAUUACGGUGAUAUUUGGAGAUGCUGUCAUAAAGUUGGGAUAUUUUCUGGUUUGUUGAUGUAAAUACACGAAAACAAAAGAAAGAAAGAGACAAAAACACACCAUGGGGCAGCUGUUCUCAACUGAAGAAGAAAUUUCUCAAGUGAAGGCCGCUAUUGGCUCUCUCCUCUACGAUGCCAUGCUGGAAGAUGGUGCAGUACCUGACCUGGGAGUCGUCCACCCGCUCCUUUUAGCCAGUCAUGAUGACAGCUCUGUCUCCCAGGACCGCCUCCAGGAACAACUGCAGCAGUUGCAGAACGACAUUGGGACCAAAGCGCCCACCUACCUGAGGGACCUGAUUAGUCGAUUGUCAACUUUCUCAGAUGAGCCACGCUUGGCGGGCUUGGUGGGAUUAGUGGUUUCUAUGGUUAUGGAUAUGGCAUAUACGUCAGCAAAACAGUCGGGUGUUAAAGGGAAGUCAGCAGGAUCAUCGUCAUGCCAGCAGAGAGUCUGGGAGCUUCAGGAGGGGAUGGAGGAAUACCUGAAGCGCUGUAGGAUCAGCUUGAAUGAUAAAAGCAGGCUGAUCCAGGAUGCUGUCAGACUUGAGGCCCGGCUCAGCCUCACCCUCACCCAGCUGAAGACGUGUCUGCUAGGGGGAGAUUGUGACUCCAGGUCUUUGAGACACUGGGCCAGCGGAGCAUCCUUUCACACCCAAAUGUUGGUUCACCUGGCUCGCCUUGAGGGCAAGGCUGAGCCCCUGUCUGCAAGGGCAGCACUGCAGCAAUACAAAGAAGACUGCAAACCCGUCACUCUCCACUUUCCUCAUUCCAGGCGUUAUAAGUGUAAAACAGUGUGUGUUGUAAAAUGUCGAGGGAGUCUUCCUGCAGCAUCUGACCCCUGCAGUGAGGUGCCAGAAGAAGGCACCAUGACUGGACUCACUGUGACCGACAGAGAGACAGGAAAGAGUGUGACCAUCCCUCUGUCCACCAUAGAGACUGAGACAGAGAAAAGAAGGAGAGUCUCUGGGCUUGAUACAUCCUCUACAACAGUGCCCUCCUCAAUUAACCUGGAUCUGAUCACCUCGGAUCAGUACACUCAGGCAUACUUGGAUCACCUGUUCUCUGCUAAGGGUCCUGUGGCAGAGCUGGAAAACUACUUUAACAAGGCUAGUGAGAGACUGAGAGUGCUAACAACUGAACUGGGAUGUAAAAGCAAGGCAGGGGUGGCUAAUGGAAUCGAAAAAAGUGAAGGAGUGCAUCUUAAAGACCAGGCUGAAGGAACAGAUGAAGUACAAAUAGUGGAAAAGGUGAUGAUGGAAAGGAGAGGAAGACAGGGAGAGGAACAUUUGAAACUCAGUAUUGUAGAAUCACAGCUAGAGCAAAGCCUUAAUUCCAGUCAGCACAGUGCUACAAACCCAUGAAAGUGCAACAGCCAUAUGACUUUUAGAAGUAUGCAUGCUUCUGUUCCAAAACUUGCCUUUUUGAGUGCUUUAAUGCUCUCAUGCCAACAAACAAGACUACAUUAAGUGCACUACAAAAACAACUGACCACUGAACACAGCUCAACCUCAAUGCUCAUCGUCCUGUUUCUGUAGUUGAAGCAGAGGGGCCAUCAGCCAAAUUUCAGCCAGAAGGAUGAAGGAAGGAUGGUACCUAGUAGUACACUUGGAAAUGUACCAACACAAAGAUCUGAAUUGAGAUCCUUGAGAAGAUUUCAGUCCAAUAAUGCUGAUAAUCAAAAUUCUGCGAUCAUGGCAUCAUAAAAUAACCCAUUAUGUAUCGUUCUUAAGUUAUUUUAAUUUAUUUAGAUAAAAAAAUAUUGCUUAAGCAAAAUGUAAGUUCCACAGACUUGUCUGCAGUGCUGUGAACCACGCAAAGUUCAGCAGCCUUGACUGAAUAUGAGCUUUGAAUCUUUUUGUCUGUUGUUGAAUUGGAUUUUCUUUGUGUAGAUACCCUCUUUAAUGGGUCACCUUUUGUCUGUGAACAGUAAUAAAUAAUUGAUUGCAAAAA
Messenger RNA from Neolamprologus brichardi, 2073 nucleotides. The record is from RefSeq and is a predicted model, not a curated record. Lineage: Eukaryota; Metazoa; Chordata; Actinopteri; Cichliformes; Cichlidae.